This is a messenger RNA of Sebastes umbrosus (honeycomb rockfish), 1138 nucleotides long. Its product is annotated as multidrug resistance-associated protein 4-like. The transcript is spliced from 5 exons. Gene Ontology annotation, cellular component: plasma membrane. Gene Ontology annotation, molecular function: ATPase-coupled transmembrane transporter activity. The record is from RefSeq and is a predicted model, not a curated record. Gene Ontology annotation, biological process: transmembrane transport. The coding region runs from base 171 to 470 and encodes 99 amino acids. Lineage: Eukaryota; Metazoa; Chordata; Actinopteri; Perciformes; Sebastidae.
GGUUCAGGCAGAGUGCAGAGGUGGAGAACCUGGUUGGUAUUGUGGGGUGAACCGGUGCUGGGAAAAGCUCUCUGGUCUCAGCUCUGUUCCGCCUGGCUGAACCUCAGGGGAAGAUCUACAUCGACGGGGUUCUGACCUCUGAGAUCGGCCUCCACGACCCGCGCCAGAAGAUGUCCAUCAUUCCUCAGGACCCAGUGUUCUUUACAGACUCCACGAGGAAGAGCUCCAGCAGCCGGCGCGUCUGUCCACAGCCAACGCGGACCCCAGGUACCGCUGACACAACUCGCCUCACCGGCAGGGGAAAAAUGACGCAUACUGCACCAGAACUGCACACAAUGACAGAAGAGCCGAUCCAGAGAACCAUCCGGGACAAGUUCAGAGAAUGCACCGCGCUCACUGUAGCUCAUCGUCUCAACACCAUCAUAUACAGCGACAGGAUGCCGGCGAGUCCUCCUACUCAUAGACUCUAGAAAAGAGUACUUGUUUAUCACCAUAGAAGUCAUCGUACAGCACGUUAUGAAAAAGACAGCGACGUACAUUAAAUUUGCCUCGGCGGAGGUCAUACUACAGUAUGUUGAAAAAAAUGUCAUAGUAUGCGCUAAAAAUACAUCACAGUAUAUGUUGAAAAAAGUGGCUUAGAUGAAAUUCAACUUUAUUGUCAUUGCACAUAGUACAACUGAAGAAGCUAUGUUGCUUGCGGUGGCGUUGGCUCAUAAAACAUUGCAUGAGGUGGCAUGAAAGAGUAGCAGAACAAGCUGUGAACUAGAGGACAGGAAGGUAAGUCACACCUGCUGCGAUUAGUGAUUGGCAGUGGCUCGUUGUCAAGGCGAGCACUGCGAUUGGCCGGUGUGCAAUCUGGAAGAGGUGCGGUCAGCUGUUGUGCAAUCUGGAACAAGCACGGUCAGCUGUUGAGCAAUCAGUCCGGGGCGAGUUCAGGUGCAGUUGCCGGCACAUAAGCCGGCAGUUUGUGGAGCGACAGCGGAAGCGGCAGUCGGGUUGCGCAUAGACGACAUUGUUGCUCAGACGCUCAUUUUGCAAAGACAGAUCUAUGCAAAGAACUGUCUUAGCAAACUUCGGUCUUCUCAAAAUGAGCGUCUGAGGAAAAGGGCGAGGGCACGGGGCUAUGCCACAAGUGCUG